UGAAAUAGUUUUCGGUUAAUGUCCAAAUCCAUUAUGUUAAUCGUUUAUAUAACUAGAUUGAUACUGAUAUCCAUUAUUCUUUCGAAGUUGUUUUACUCGAAUCUAUGUAACGUCUUCGGUUGGUUUUGUUUGAAAGAGAAUCAAUUUACUAGAAAAGGCAAGAGAAAGAAAGAAAAGAACGUGACAAGAUGAAUCGUGUAAAGAAAUUGCUAUCGAGUAAAGAAACUCGAGAUUAUUUAAUGAGUACACAUUUUUGGGGACCUAUAGCUAAUUGGGGUAUUCCUAUCGCAGCGAUCGCUGAUAUACAAAGGGAUCCGAAAUUUAUCAGUGGAAAGAUGACAUUUGCCUUAUGUUUGUAUUCAGCAAUGUUUAUGCGCUUUGCAUUGAAGGUUGAACCACGCAACUUACUUCUUUUUGCCUGUCAUUUUGUGAACGAAGGUGCACAACUUACUCAAAGCGUUAGAUUUAUUAAGUAUCAUUAUGCAAAUAAAGAUGAAUAACAAGCGAUAAGACAAAUGUUUGCAAUUGUUUAAUUUAUUUUUUUUAAUGAAUAUCAUUAGCAUUCGUUCUAAAUUAACAUUGUUGGUAAUUGUUUGUUUCCACUAAAAUACCAAGCACAUGUAAAUAUAAUAAUAUAUAAUCUUCAAAUAUAAAUGAAAUAUCAAACAGUAAAAA
Messenger RNA from Bombus pyrosoma, 675 nucleotides. RefSeq names its product mitochondrial pyruvate carrier 1 (gene Mpc1). Bases 189 to 500 code for a protein of 103 amino acids. Gene Ontology annotation, biological process: pyruvate import into mitochondria. The transcript is spliced from 3 exons. Lineage: Eukaryota; Metazoa; Arthropoda; Insecta; Hymenoptera; Apidae. Gene Ontology annotation, cellular component: mitochondrial inner membrane. The record is from RefSeq and is a predicted model, not a curated record.